AUGUCCCGCGCCUCCAAGCUCACCCUCCUCGGCACCUCCGCCUUUGCGCUCAGCACCGUCGUGUUUGUGCAUUGGCAACAGCAAUCUGAGAAGGAGGCAAUGCACGCCGGCGUAAUCCGCGACAUGGAACAACAACGGAUCAAGCGCGAGCGUCAGCUCGACUUCGACAUGCAGCGCGAGCUCGAGGCCGAAUACAAGAAGCUACAGAGUGUGCGCGAUGUCACAGACGAGAUGGACCCGGUACCCUCGAAACCCAGUGCCCUGACGCAAGGGCUACCGAAGCCGAGUGCGGUGCCUAGUAUACCUGUUGGAGGGGCGAUUGGGACGGGGACGGGGGAGAAAUGA
Molecule: messenger RNA, 345 nt
Organism: Neurospora tetraspora
Lineage: Eukaryota; Fungi; Ascomycota; Sordariomycetes; Sordariales; Sordariaceae
Exons: 2
Coding region: 1-345 (114 amino acids)
Biological process (GO): mitochondrial respiratory chain complex IV assembly
Cellular component (GO): mitochondrion
Source: RefSeq, a predicted model, not a curated record